GUUACAUUCCAGCUGUUGGGAUUGGAGUUGGAAGUUCGGCGCUGACUCCCUCCCUCCCUCCCUAUUGUCUUUGGCGCGCGGUGACCCCUCCCCUCAUGUCAUGGCUUCUUCCGAUGUGGCUCGGCAGCUGUACUAUCAACCUGAUAUUGGAAUGAGAGGACCCUUGACUCCACCAGCAGAUAAUCAUGAUGCAGGAAAACAGAAUUGUCGAUCCUUAUUCUUGUCUGGCCAUGUUGGUUUUGAUAGUUUACCAGAUCAGUUGGUUAACAAAUCUAUCCAUCAGGGAUUUUGCUUCAACAUUCUCAGUAUUGGAGAGACAGGAAUUGGAAAAUCAACUUUGAUUGAUACCUUGUUUAAUACCUCUUUUGAUGACCGUGUGUCAACACACUUUCAGCCAAAUGUAAGACUUAAAGCUGAGACCUAUGAGCUUCAUGAAAGCAAUGUCCGGUUGAAGCUGACAAUUGUAAAUACAGUUGGAUUUGGGGACCAGAUAAACAAAGAUGAUAGUUACCAGCCAAUUGUCGAUUAUAUAGAUGCACAAUUUGAGGCCUACCUCCAGGAAGAGCUGAAAAUUAAGCGUUCCUUAUAUAAUUACCAUGACACUCGCAUCCAUGUAUGCCUAUAUUUUAUUUCACCCACAGGGCAUUCCCUUAAAACUCUUGAUUUGUUAACAAUGAAAAAUCUUGACAGCAAGGUGAAUAUUAUUCCAGUUAUAGCCAAAGCAGAUACAAUUUCUAAAUCUGAACUGCAGAAGUUUAAGAUCAAAAUCAUGAGUGAGCUGGUCAGUAAUGGAGUUCAAAUAUACCAGUUUCCAACAGAUGAUGAGAGCAUUGCUAAAAUUAAUGCUACCAUGAAUGGACACUUGCCAUUUGCUGUAGUGGGGAGUACAGAAGAGAUAAAGAUUGGUAACAAAGCUGUAAAGGCUCGCCAGUAUCCUUGGGGCAUUGUGCAAGUGGAGAAUGAGAACCACUGUGAUUUUGUGAAACUCCGGGAAAUGUUGAUUUGUACAAAUAUGGAAGAUCUCAGAGAACAGACUCAUAUGCGCCACUAUGAACUGUAUCGGCGAUGCAAACUGGAAGAAAUGGGUUUCCGAGACACUGGUCCAGAAAACAAACCUGUCAGUCUACAGGAGACUUAUGAAGCUAAACGACAUGAAUUUCUUGGUGAAUUAGAACGGAAACAAGAAGAAAUGAGACAAAUGUUUGUGCAAAGAGUCAAAGAGAAAGAAGCACUGCUAAAAGAAGCAGAACGAGAACUUCAAAUGAAGUUUGAACAUUUGAAACGACUACAUCAGGAGGAGAGAAUGAAAGUGGAAGAAAAAAGAAAGCUUCUGGAAGAUGAAAUUAUUGCAUUCAAUAAGAGGAAAGCUGCCUCAGACAUAUUGCAAGGGAGGCCUCUGCCUCCUACACCUACAACUGGUUUAAAAAAAGAUAAAGAUCGAAAAAACUCUGGCUUUAUGUGAAAUGAGAGAAGAAAUUCUUCACAAAUCUGAGAGGAAGAAAGAUGGAUUGUUACCCUCCUUUUUCUUAAUGCGUGUUCAUUUGAAAACUGACCGCUGCAACUGUAUUAAAAUAUAUAAUCAGUUCUGCAUACUGUACUAUAGGUUGCUGUCAGAUUAAGCAUUCACUCGAAUGGACUUUUUUUUUCAGCAGCUUGCACUUAAACUAUGUACUUUUGGCCAAAGGAAAUGCGCAUCAGGCUUUUGUACCAAAGAUCACCGUGCUAUGAACUAGGGCUGUGCAGGGCUUUGGAUCUCAAGGCAAAUAGCAGCUUCAGAGUGCCUCGGGGUAUAAGUGUAGCACCCGUCUGCCACUUGCUUUCUGCCAUUGCUCAGUGAGGGUGGAGCACGCUGCUCAAUUGCAAGAAAAGCCUUAAGGAAGCACAGGGAAGUGCUACAUUCACGCACCUGUGGGCUCAGGAGCACCUUUUGCCUUAGAACCUAAAGCACUUCAAAGUCCUGAUAUAAACGACUUUCAUUUAAGUUAUGAGUACUGUAGUAUAAUAGUAUUCAUUGACUACAUAUUAUAACUGUUUUAAAGAAUUUGUGCCUUUUUGAUCUCUUAGCUGUAUAACCUUUAAAGUGCCCUUUAUUGAACUGUAUAAAAUAUGUAAACCAAUAUAUUUUUAAAUGUGCACUUUGUAAUUUUGUAAUGAUGAUAAGCUUUAGAGUUAAAAUGGAUCAUGGUUGCCUUUACCAUUGCAGUAUUCAUGCAAGCGCAGGCAUUACUUGAAAACAGAUGCUGAAAAUUAGCUCGGUUGCAAGGGUGUCUUCUCUUUAAUCCACCUUCUCUUAUCUAUGGCUAAAUUACACAAUAUGAAGACUGGGAAUGGUCAUUUAAAGAAUUUGAUCUAGUUUUCAUGAAAAUCCUGACAACUUCAUAUUUAUUUAAACACGGCAUAUAACUUUCCUUGACAUGAGGCCUUCCAUCAGCUUUAAUUCUUAUGACUUAAUAUUAACUAGGUGCACAACUGGUAGAAGAAGAAAAUAAACUCAAACUAUGUUUUUUUUUUUUUCUGAAGUGAGCUUGAACAGGGUUGAAUCCCAUGCUUGCUUAUUUGGACAAAAGUUCUGUACUUCUGCAUAAAAAUGCAUACUGUUGUAUUCUUCAAAGUAGCAAUAACUUAAUUUUGAAAUUGUCACACUGCUUCGGCAACCAGUAGUUCUGGUGAUUCCUGUUUACUAAUAAGUAUAGCAGUUGCAUAUGUAAUCCUCAUAGAUUUCUGCUAACAUUUUUUAUAAAAUAAUCUUACAUGUAACUUGACAAAUAAAAUUAUUUGGUUAAACAAUUA
Python bivittatus (Burmese python) is the source of this 2790-nucleotide messenger RNA. RefSeq names its product septin 10 (gene SEPTIN10). The record is from RefSeq and is a predicted model, not a curated record. Gene Ontology annotation, molecular function: GTP binding. Lineage: Eukaryota; Metazoa; Chordata; Lepidosauria; Squamata; Pythonidae.